GCAGCAAGCUCCUCGCCGCCAUGGCCAGGCUCCUCAUCACCUGCUGCCUGCUGGCCCUGCUCCUCAUCUCCUGGACCGACGUCGCCUUCUCCAAGAAGGGCAAAGGCAAACCCAGCGGAGGGGGCUGGGGGAGCCAUCGCCAGCCCAGCUACCCUCGCCAGCCCAGCUACCCCCAGAACCCAGGCUACCCCCACAACCCGGGGUACCCCCAUAACCCCAGCUACCCCCGCAACCCAAGCUACCCUCACAACCCCGGCUACCCCCAGAACCCGGGCUGGGGGCAGGGUUACAACCCCUCCAGCGGAGGCAGCUACUACAACCAGAAGCCCUGGAAGCCUCCCAAGUCCAAGACCAACCUGAAGCACGUGGCGGGGGCGGCGGCGGCGGGGGCGGUGGUGGGGGGCCUGGGGGGCUACGCCAUGGGCCGGGUGAUGUCGGGGAUGCACUACCGCUUCGACAGCCCCGACGAGUACCAGUGGUGGAACGCCAACGCCGGGCGCUACCCCAACCGGGUCUACUACCAGGAGUACAGCAGCCCCCCGCCCCAGGACGUCUUCGUCGCCGACUGCUUCAACAUCACGGUGACGGAGCACAACAUUGGCCCCGCCGCCCGCAGGAACGCCUCCGAGGGCGGGCCGGCCGCCAACCAGACGGACCUGGAGAUGGAGACCAAGGUGGUGACCAAGGUGAUCCGGGAGAUGUGCAUCCAGCAGUACCGCGAGUACCGCCUGGCUUCCGGCAUCCGGCCGCACCCCGCCGACGCCUCCCUGGCUGCCUUCCUGCUCUUCGUCCUCUUCGUGCUGCACUGA
This is a messenger RNA of Indicator indicator, 809 nucleotides long. It is a transcript of the gene PRNP, whose product is annotated as prion protein. The transcript is spliced from 2 exons. Bases 21 to 809 code for a protein of 262 amino acids. The record is from RefSeq and is a predicted model, not a curated record. Gene Ontology annotation, biological process: protein homooligomerization. Lineage: Eukaryota; Metazoa; Chordata; Aves; Piciformes; Indicatoridae. Gene Ontology annotation, cellular component: membrane.